Ectocarpus siliculosus is the source of this 1161-nucleotide messenger RNA. The record is from the annotation of a GenBank genome assembly. Lineage: Eukaryota; Phaeophyceae; Ectocarpales; Ectocarpaceae.
AUGAAUUGUGUACAUUCAGUAACACCACACACGUUGAUCCAGGUUGUCUCUGCUUCGAUCAGCCAGUAUGACGUGCAGAACGGGAGAUCUUCGUGCACAUGCAUUUGCUUGGAAGCUUCGUUGACGGUUCUGGAGCGUUUGGGUGAUGGCACCGCGUGGGCUGGCUCACCAGACGAUGUAGCGAACUGCGUCAACACUGGGGUGGCCAUGUACGAAGCAGUGGCAGCCACUGGCACGCUUGCGGUGGAGCACACUUCUGUCGCUGAAAUUCUCGCAACUGUUGCCAGAUAUCAUGAUGCACUGCAGCCCGCAACCGAUAAAGUGACCCAUCAGGGUUUGCUUGGCUCGGACACGUCAAUAGCCAGAGUUCUUGGAGAGAUUCGGGGUGAGCGGCGAGAUCAAAGCAGGCCUGUGGCGGUCGUGAUCACGAAGCCACCGGAAACGGUGGUCUGCUUUUUGCCUGCGGAGAGCCAAGCAGAAGGGGGUGCUGCGACCACAGGAGCACCUUCGACCCGACAAUGGCUGCUGUUUGAUUCGCACCCCCGCCCUCAGCAUGGGUUGGUUGGGGCAAGCGUUCGUUGUUUCGCGGCGGAGGAAGCUCUUGUCGAGGCGUUGAACGAUAUAUUUCCAGCGGUUGACCUCGGCACGGACAGCGUCAUGUCGAGCAUGUACAACAUGUUCGACUGCGUCCCCUUGUCCUUGAAGAAGAGAUAAAAGAGUUGCACAAGCAAUCUGCAGGUACUGGGUUGUAGGGUUGUUUCUGUAACACUUGGUAUGGCGUCUACAAUUGGUAUUGCUGGCCCGACGGUGGGCUGUGCUUGCGCACCUCCACAAGAAGUGCUCCUUUUUCAAGCAGCCCCUGAGUACAGCUUUACCAUAGUUCGAAGGUGAUGCGCAACUACAAGCGGGCGCAACAUGUGGGCAUGGAGCAGGUGGAUUGUUAACAACGCCUUACUUUAGUUGUGCGAUCUGCGCUCACGCACAUCGAUCAUUUUCCCGACGUCCCUCCCUCGCGUGUAUGUAUGCGUAAACUAGGAGUAACACUAGUCUGGUAAUCGAGUACCCGCGCAGGUGUUGCUGGACCGCCUGCGCGAGAAACGAAGUUAAUGAGGAAAUAGAACAGGGAGGGGUACGCAGACCCUAACCCUAACCCAACCUCCC